AUUAUGGUAUUGACUGCAAGGCAAAGGGAUGAAUUAAAUUAAGCAAUACAUCAAUAUUUAUUGAUAAGCUAUCAAUAAAGUGCAUAGGUGUUUAAAGUAGAAGCAGUUGUUAAGGAUGGAUAGAUUGAAGCAGAUUUAUUGGAAAAAAAAUGGAAUUCAAUAGUAAGGUUAUCAAAGAGAGUAAUAACAUUGGAAUAGCAAGUAGAACAAUUGAAUGAAUAAUUAGCAUAAGCUUAAGCUGGGAAAUUACCAUUUAAUAAAUGUACAACAAAUAAAGUUAAGAUAUAGCUGAUGAUGAAUAGAGAUUGAUACCAAUAGAGAAAUUUAAAUUAGAAGGACAUAGAGCAGGAGUGAAUUGUAUAGCAUUUCAUCCGUAAUACUAAAUUCUUGGUUCAGCAAGUGAUGAUGGUAGUAUUAAAUUAUGGGAUUACGAAAGCGGUCAUUUCGAAAAAACAUUAAAAGGACACACAAGUAAUGUAAAUUGUUUGGCAUUUGAUCCUACUGGAAAAUAUAUUUGUAGUGCUAGUAGUGUAUAAUUAAAUUUGAUAAUAAGGAUUUAUCAAUUAAAUUAUGGGAAUUAAAAAACCAUACAUGUGUUAAAACUCUAAUUGGUCAUGAACAUAGUGUAUCAACAGUUUAAUUUUCUGAUCAUGGAGAUUUUAUAUUGAGUGCUAGUAGAGAUAAAAGUAUCAAAUUAUGGGAGGUCUAGACUGGAUUUUGUAAGAAAACCUUUUCUGAGCAUUAAGAAUGGGUCAGAUGUGCUGUAUUUAGUAAUGAUGAAAAACAAAUGGCUUCUUGUUCUUAAGAUUAAAUGAUAUAUAUUUGGGUUAUAGAUAGUGCUUAAGUAUUGCAUUAAUUGAGUGGACAUGAACAUGUAGUUGAAUAAGUCAAAUAUAUUCCAGAACAUGGAGCUAAAUAAAUAUUAACAUAACAAUAAUAGCAAAACAUUUAAACUAUUAAUUUAUUAGUUUCUGUUUCAAGAGACAAAGAAAUUAAAAUUUGGAAUACUAUUUCUGGUACUAAUCUAUUUACAUUAUCUGGACAUGAUAAUUGGGUUAAUGGAGUCUCUUUCCAUCCAGAUGGAAUUCAUAUGUUAUCUGUAUCAGAUGAUAAGACUAUUAGAGUAUUAUUAUCAUUUAUUAGAGGUUUGGAAUUUGAAAGAACAAAAAUAAAAAAAGAAAAUUGAAAAUGCUCAUGAUAAGUUCAUUUUGAAAUGUGAAAUUAAUAAAUUUAUAUUUGCCACAUGUUCUGUAGACCAAACAAUUAAAUUAUGGCUAUUAAGUUGA
Messenger RNA from Paramecium sonneborni, 1286 nucleotides. The record is from the annotation of a GenBank genome assembly. Lineage: Eukaryota; Ciliophora; Oligohymenophorea; Peniculida; Parameciidae.